UCUCCGUAAUAAAGAUUGAAUUGUGAAUAGCAGCGCCAUGGAGACGGGUCAAAACGGAAACCCAAGACCGCUAUGGAACAUCGUGGUCGUUUCGGCCAUUGCCGCCGGGAUUCAGUUCGGCUGGGCUCUGCAACUUUCUCUUCUAACCCCUUACGUUCAAACCCUCGGUGUUCCUCACGUUUGGGCUGCUUUCAUUUGGCUUUGUGGUCCCAUCUCUGGCCUCCUCGUUCAACCCAUCGUGGGCUACAGCAGUGACAACUGCACCUCUCGUAUCGGUCGUCGCCGACCUUUCAUUGCCGCCGGAGCUUGUUUCGUCGCCGUCGCUGUUUUCUUCAUCGGCUUCGCCAAAGACAUAGGCCACCGAACAGGCGAUUCACUCGAUAAUCCAACUAAGCCUAGAGCGGUGGCUAUCUUCGUUACUGGUUUUUGGAUCCUCGACGUGGCUAACAACAUGUUACAAGGUCCGUGCCGUGCUUUCCUCGCUGACCUUUCCGGAGACGAUCAUAAGAGAAUGAGGAUCGCCAAUGGUUGGUUCUCUUUCUUCAUGGCCAUCGGAAACGUUCUGGGCUACGCAGCCGGUUCAUUUUCCAACCUCCACAAACUCCUACCGUUCGCAGAAACAACAGCCUGCGAUGUAUACUGUGCGAACCUCAAAACCUGUUUCCUCAUCGACAUUGUUUUCCUCAUGUCGGUGACGAUAACGGCGAUCACCACCGUGAAAGAGACGCCGUUAACGACAAAGGACGCUUUAGACGGAGACGAAGGAAAAUCAUCCGGAGCGUUCAUCGGAGAGUUAGUGACGGCAUUCAAGACGCUGAAAAAACCAAUGUGGAUAUUACUCCUCGUGACCUGCCUCAACUGGAUCGCGUGGUUCCCAUUCCUGUUGUACGACACCGACUGGAUGGGGGUUGAGGUAUACGGAGGGAACGUGAAGGGAAGCGCGAAUGAACAGAAACUGUACGACCAAGGAGUGCGUGCGGGUGCGUUGGGGCUGAUGAUAAACUCGAUCGUGUUGGCUUUUACGUCGCUGGGGUUGGAGCCGGUUAGCCGGUUAAUCGGCGGGGUUAAGAAUUUGUGGGGGGUAGUCAACUUCAUUUUGGCUGCUUGCUUGGCCGGGACGGUGGGGAUUACCAAAGCGGCCGAGGGUUGGAGGGGUAAACUGGGACCACAAAUCUUGACCGCUCCACCAACCCACGUCAAAGGCUCGGCCUUGGCCCUGUUCGGAUUGCUGGGCAUUCCAUUGGCGGUAACAUUUAGCAUUCCAUUCGCAUUGGCAUCCAUAUAUUGCUCUGAUGCAGGUGGUGGUCAAGGCCUGUCCUUGGGAGUGCUAAACUUGUCGAUAGUUAUCCCCCAGAUGAUGGUAUCGGUGGUGAGUGGACCCCUGGAUGCAGCUUUUGGUGGUGGGAACUUGCCUGCCUUUGUGUUGGGCUCUGUUGUGGCUGGCAUCAGCGCACUGUUGGCAAUCUUCGCGCUCCCCAAUCCCAAAAAUCAACUCUCCCUCAACCCUGGAACCGCCAUGGCUGGACCCCAUUAGACUGUACUAUACUAGUUAUGGUGAGAUUGUGGAGUUUAAAUUUUUAUGUUAUGGGGCCUCUCUUUUGUAUCUCCCAGAAUUUCUCAAGCUCUGCUGUUGUAGGUAAUGUGGUGUUAGCCUUG
Hibiscus syriacus is the source of this 1656-nucleotide messenger RNA. Its product is annotated as sucrose transport protein SUC8-like. Gene Ontology annotation, cellular component: vacuole; plasma membrane. The record is from RefSeq and is a predicted model, not a curated record. Gene Ontology annotation, molecular function: sucrose:proton symporter activity. The transcript has 4 exons. NCBI's taxonomy places the organism in Eukaryota, Viridiplantae, Streptophyta, Magnoliopsida, Malvales, Malvaceae. Bases 38 to 1534 code for a protein of 498 amino acids. Gene Ontology annotation, biological process: sucrose transport.